AUGGAUAUCGCAUACGACCACAUCCAGGAGGAGAUCCUUACUUCUCAGCAGGAAGAGGGCUCCUCCUCCUCGAACACGAACAGCGACAACAAAAACAAAAACAUCGACCUGAAUUCCGAGCUGCAAGAGACCUUCCGCGCCUUCUCCGCCAGUCCGUGGGGCACCCGAAUCGGCGGCCUUUGGGACAACGUGCGCAAGCAGGGCGAGAGCUACUAUGAGGGUGCCCGCCAGGAAUAUUCUGCGGUCAGUGAGGAGGCAGUGAAGGGCUUUUCAACCCUGAGGGACAGCAUCGUCGACCAAACAAAGGGGCUCUCGCUCAGCACCGCAGCCAUGGCGACUAGCGGUGAGGGAUGCAAUGAUGAAGCGGCUACACCAACGGCUACGAAAGGAGGAGAGGCAGCUGGGCCCAGCGGGGAAGGGUUCAUUUCGCGGUUCAAAGCUGAGGCCGCUCGGCGACUGAAGGAGAUUGAGAAGGCCGAGGAAGCCGCAGAUGAGGCCAUAAUGCGGUUCGGAAUGAACAUUAGCCAGAGGCUGCGCGAAGCUGUCAGCAUUGUGCCACCUGAGACGGACGAAUCGGGGAAACUUCUUUUCGAGAGCAAGGACGCCGAUGGCAAACGUGUUAUACAUGCAACCCGGUUCGAGGCACAGCUGCACGUCAUCCAUUCAAACCUCGAGAGUUUCACCAAGGAGCCUGCUAGCGACAAAUUCCCGGAGUUCAAGAAGGAGUUCAAUGUUGAGAGCAAGACAGACGAAAUUGCUGCCGACCUUGAGACAUACCCCGAGUUGCGAGCGGCCAUGGAGAAGGUCGUCCCAGAGACUGUCGAAUAUGCCGAAUUUUGGACCCGUUACUACUUUCUGCGCCUGGUCAUCGAGACCGAGGAGAAGAAGCGCAAGGAACUAUUGAAUGGAGCCAAUGCCGAAGAAGAGGAAGAGAUCGGCUGGGACGAUGACUCUGACUCUGAGUCCCAGUCACCCUCUACCCCCCAAGUCCAACCCGACUCUAAGAAACUCGCUCCUCGCAACGAUUCCCCGAAGGCUGAGUCCCGAAAUUCAAAUGAUCUCCAGUCACAGGCAGACAGCGAGUCGAGUUACGAUGUUGUGAGCGGUGCCACCAGCCGGAACCCUGGUAGCCCGAAGGAAAAAUACCCGAAUACGGAUUCAAAGGCGGAUGAUAGCGACGAGGACUGGGAGUAA
Penicillium argentinense is the source of this 1194-nucleotide messenger RNA. RefSeq names its product BSD domain-containing protein. Lineage: Eukaryota; Fungi; Ascomycota; Eurotiomycetes; Eurotiales; Aspergillaceae. The transcript has 2 exons. The coding region runs from base 1 to 1194 and encodes 397 amino acids. The record is from RefSeq and is a predicted model, not a curated record. Gene Ontology annotation, cellular component: cytoplasm.